Oryzias latipes (Japanese medaka) is the source of this 4534-nucleotide messenger RNA. It is a transcript of the gene snx25, whose product is annotated as sorting nexin 25. The record is from RefSeq and is a predicted model, not a curated record. NCBI's taxonomy places the organism in Eukaryota, Metazoa, Chordata, Actinopteri, Beloniformes, Adrianichthyidae. Gene Ontology annotation, molecular function: phosphatidylinositol binding. Gene Ontology annotation, cellular component: endosome.
UGUGCGUCUAGAGAUUUUUUUUCGGUCAGCUGGAGCUCACGGAGGGAAAAAAACAAAAACAAACCACAACAAUUAUUUUCAUCUCUCUGAUUUCGGUCUUUAAAUAUUUGCGGACGGGUUCGCAACUUUUCAAUCGCUGUAAUUUCUCGGAUGUACAUUUAAAGGAAAACAUCGCGAGAAUGCGUUUAAAAACAGGUUUUUAAACGAUAAGUGAGUAAGCUAACAUUAGCUGAUGUUGAUCAAUGUGUAAAUUAGCGAGUUAAUUAUGUACUUGUUGUCUGUUAGCUUAGCAGUCACCCAUAAAACAGUUAUUUAAGUUUUAUUUAUGUAUUUGAAAAAUAUAAUUAGGUAUAUUUUUAGUAAGCGGCGUCUUUUGUCGCAGGAAACAUUUACUUCCUCGUAAGGCUAGCUUUGAGGUAGCCCGGUCGGUUAGCAACCGUCACUAAGCUACUCUUCCGCCUAUUCGUCGCCAAGGUGACACAGUUGCUCCAUCCUUCCUACCCAUCAAUCCAAGUUUUUCUCUACAUGCUAUCCACUAAACUGUCAUUAUCCCCCCGAGACUAUUUGGGUACGUGUGUCGUCUGGAGCUCUGUUUAGUGGAUGACCAAGCUCCCGGAGCCGCGCGCUACAGCUACCGGGUGGGCCGAUGCUAGUAGUACUAGGAGCGGGGAAAACAUAGCGGCGUGGGUCGACGAGGAAAUGUCAGAGCGGGGAUGCCUCGUCCUGGAGACCGUCUUGUAGUAGACUGUGCGCUCUCCGCUCACCACCGAGAUCUGGCUUCUACUAGACGAGGGGACCCAAGUUGCAGCAGUGACUCAUAUAUGGAUGGUGGGGUCGCAGGAUGCCCACCCCCUCAACUACCACUACACCACAGGCUGGAGGAGGGAGCAGCAGCGCCGGAGGAGAAGAAGAGGAGCUCAUGUCUGCCACCCCAGCCUCCACCAGCGACACAUCGCUCCGGUUCGUCCCGGCUUUCUGCCUGGGCGUGGUGGCAGCGGUUGUCUUUCAGCUGGCUUGGGGUGGCCUGACUGUCACCUCUUUCUUCCUCAAGUUGUUUAUCUACAUUUCAUUCGCCUUGCUGUGUUUCUUGGCUGGAAGCUUUGUUCUGCUGGUCAGGAAAAGUCCUGUCAAAGUCAGCAGCUUUAACAGAAACAGAAGGCUGUGCAUGGCAAGGCUGGACUUCUUCAACAAGCUUGUGGGCCGUUAUCUGGUGCCAGCCCAGGAAUCAAGUCAGAGCAGAAGAGUCGUGGUGUCCCACAAUGUGGACAAAGCUCUGAAAGAAGUGUUUGACUAUGCUUACAGAGAUUACAUCCUCUCCUGGUACGCCCCCCUCAGCCGGGAUGAGGGCCAGCUCUACUCCAUGCUGUUGGAGGACUGGUGGCAGAUGAUCGGCCAGCUGAGGUCCAGGCUGGCCGACAUCAACCUCGUCAACGUUGUGUGUUACGACAGCAUCCGCAUCCUUCACACACACUUCACCGACCUCAAGGCCGCAUCUGCAAGACCAGAGGAAGUUUCUCGGCCUUUUCCCCUCCAUCCCUGCUUGGUCAGCCCAGAUCUGGAGAUGGCCUUUCUGCGCUGUGUAGCAAGAAUACUGUUGCUCUGUCUGCUGCCGCAAAAGGACGCCAAGUCACACACGCUACGCUGCUGCCUCACAGAGGUCAUCACCUCCAAAGUGUUGAAGCCUCUGGUGGAGGUGCUCAGUGAUCCAGACUCCAUAAAUAGGAUGCUGCUGUCUCAACUGGAGCAGAGGGAGCAGCAGGCUGAGCAGCAGAAAAAAGCCUACACCUACGCUGCCUCCUAUGAAGACUUCAUCAAACUGAUAUCAACUUCUACUGAUGUCGAUUUCCUCAAACAACUCAGGUAUCAGAUAGUGGUGGAAAUUAUCCACGCCACAACCAUCAGCACCCUGCCUCAACUCAAAAAGCAGAAAGAACGAAAAGGUAAAGAGUCUGCUGCCAUGAAGGCAGAUCUGCUGAGGGCCAGAGAUAUGAAGCGAUAUAUCAAUCAGCUGACUGUUGCUAAGAAACAAUGUGAGAAACGGAUCCGGCUGCUCGGUGGACCCAACUAUGAAAAUAAUGAGGACGGAGGAGCCGACGACAGCGAUGAGCCUCAAAGCCAAAAGAUACUGCAGUUUGAUGAAAUUCUGUGUAAUCCGGGUUACAGAGAGCAUUUCAGAGUUUACAUGGAAAGAGUGGACAAAAGAGCUCUAAUCUGCUUCUGGGAACUUGUGGAAACUUUGAAAACUGCCAAUAAGAAUGAAGUCCCCCAAAUCGUUGGAGAGAUCUAUCAGAAAUUCUUUGUUGAAAAUAGGGAAAUUCAAGUCGAGAAGUUUCUUCUGAAGGAAAUCCAGCAAAGCCUGGUGGGAAAUCGAGGAACACAGGUCUUUGUUAGACUCCAAGAGCAGGUGGCUGAGACGAUGAGAGAACGGUACUAUCCUUCUUUCUUGGUUUCUGACCUCUACGACAAGCUGAUCAGACGAGACGAGCAGCACUGCCAGUCGCAGGGCAGCCCAGAGGAGAAGGGGGAAGAGUGCCAGGGUCUUGAUGCAGGAGAAGAGGAGUGUGAUGAGGGCACUAAAGGAAUCAAUGAACAGGCCAGCUAUGCUGCCACUAAAUUACGCCAACUCUACGACAAACUGGAGUACAAGAGACAGGCUCUGGGCUCCAUUCAAAACGCCCCCAAACCAGACAAAAAGAUAGUCAGCAAGCUAAAGGAGGAAAUCGGAGCCAUGGAGAAGGAGCACAGCGAACUCCAGCAGCAUAUCACGAGAACAGACUGGUGGUGUGAAAAUCUGGGGCACUGGAAGGCUACCAUUACAUCUGCUGAGGCUGCAGAGGAAAGCGGUGAGACUGUAGCUUGCUACGGCGUAUGCGUGAGUCUCACAGAGGGGGAGGAAACGCCAAACAGUCGAUGGAGCGUUCAGCGGAAGCUCUCUGAAUUCCAGAUUCUGCACCGGAAACUUACCGAGUGUUUUCCUUCACUAAAGAAGCUCCAGGUACCAUCACUGAGUAAACUUCCCUUCAAGUCUAUUGACCAGAAGUUCCUGGAAAAGAGUAAAACACAGCUCAAUGCCUUUCUACAGCGUCUGCUGACAGAUGAUCGAUUGUGCCAGUCUGAGGUGCUCUACGCGUUUCUCAGCCCAUCUCCAGAGCAUCUCAAGGUGAUGUCUAUUCAGAAGAAGUCGUCUUUCUCCCUGGCCUCUUUUCUGGAGAGACUUCCUGGAGAUUUCUUCUCCCACACUGAGGAGGACGGCGAUGAAGACAGUGAUCUGUCAGACUAUGGCGAUGAAACAGACGGGAGGAAAAAUGCCUUGGCUGAACCUUGCUUUAUGCUGAUAGGGGAGAUUUUUGAACUCAGAGGAAUGUUUAAGUGGGUAAGGAAGACUCUAAUUGCACUAGUCCAAGUAACCUUUGGACGAACUAUUAACAAACAGAUCCGAGACACUGUUAACUGGAUCUUCAGUGAGCAGAUGCUGGUGUGUUACAUCAGUGUGUUCAGGGACACCUUCUGGCCAGAUGGGAAAUUGGCACCACAUUUGGAGAGUCGAACUGAUUCUGAGCGUCAUGAGACCAAGGAGAGGGCUCAACAGAAGCUGCUAGACAAUAUUCCAGAUGCACUAGCAAAUCUUGUUGGCCAGCAGAAUGCCCGCUAUGGAAUCAUCAAGAUCUUCAAUGCACUGCAGGAAGCUAAUGCCAACAAACAUCUUCUCUAUGUGUUGAUGGAAAUGCUACUCAAGGAACUAUGUCCUGAACUCAGAGCAGAAGUGGACAAUAUCUGACCAUGCACAGAAGACGAACACUCACACUCAUUCUGAGGUUCCACCAGAUCAUUUUCCUGGCCUUUCCGUUCCUGACCAAUCACACACUGCCAUUCCAGCCGGGAGAAUGAAGCUUCUGAUGGACAGCAACUCUUUUGGCCAGCUUUAAAACUCACACCGUCUCAGUUAAUAUUAGUGUGUUAUGAAGUGAAAAAAGAAAAAAAAAAGCUGAGCCAUCAUGAGGCAGAUUUGAAGGGAGGCACUGGUGCAAAUCUUAAACUAAAGGGGGGAAAAAAUGAACGUGGGUUUGACUUUUCUUCGGGGAAGUUGUUUAAUUACACUGAUCACAUUUUUAGCCCUCAUUCACAAAGUACAAACUGUAUUUUUGACUUUUCAGUAAUUUACAUGUUUUCCUUUUUCCCCCUCCAAUUGCACUACAUAUCUGGAUAAAUUCUAGGGCAGAAUUAAAAUGUUCUAAAUGACAAAAACAAUGACAAAGUAAUUCAGAUAAAUAGUAAAUUUCUGAGGCAGGUGGUCUGCAGAUGAACUGUUGAACACACUCAAAGAUUAUAGACCUCCAAAGAUUCAGACCACUGAACCUUCUUAAACACAACCUGAGCAACAUUUGUGUUUCUGUGAUUCUCGUCAAAGCUUAUAAUUGUGCAAUAUAAUUUCGUGUAAAAGUCAUUGUGAUUUUAUUUAUAAUUGAUAGAUUUUAUUUUUACCAAUUUGUUUAGAGAGCAUUUAUAUGAGCAAUAAAUCACAAAGUUAAUGUAG